Lotus japonicus is the source of this 930-nucleotide messenger RNA. RefSeq names its product aquaporin TIP2-1-like. Gene Ontology annotation, cellular component: membrane. Gene Ontology annotation, molecular function: water channel activity. Lineage: Eukaryota; Viridiplantae; Streptophyta; Magnoliopsida; Fabales; Fabaceae. The transcript is spliced from 3 exons. The record is from RefSeq and is a predicted model, not a curated record. The coding region runs from base 75 to 680 and encodes 201 amino acids. Gene Ontology annotation, biological process: transmembrane transport; water transport.
CCUUUUGUGCUACAUUCCUUAUUCCUUAUCCUCAUUCUUUAACUGUUUCCCUAGAAAGUAGAAACCUUGUGAAGAUGGGUGGUAUAGCAUUUGGACGCUUAGAUGAUUCUUUCAGUUUGGGCUCAAUCAAGGCCUAUAUUGCUGAGUUCAUCUCAACCUUGCUCUUUGUUUUUGCUGGUGUUGGUUCAGCAAUAGCCUAUGGUAAGGUGACAUCAGAUGCUGCUCUCGAUCCAGCUGGGUUAGUAGCAAUUGCUGUUUGUCAUGCUUUUGCUCUAUUUGUUGCUGUUUCUGUUGGUGCCAAUAUUUCUGGUGGCCAUGUCAACCCUGCUGUGACCUUUGGAUUGGCUCUUGGUGGCCAGAUCACCAUCCUCACUGGUAUCUUCUACUGGAUUGCACAGCUUCUUGGCUCCAUAGUGGCAUGUUUUCUACUCCACUAUGUCACAGGAGGCUUGUAUUAUUUUGUUGCCAGGAAACUCCCGUCCACGGUCUGGCCGCUGGAGUUGGAGCUUUUGAAGGAGUUGUCACUGAGAUCAUCAUCACAUUUGGGUUGGUCUACACGGUGUAUGCCACAGCAGCUGACCCUAAGAAGGGCUCAUUGGGCACCAUUGCACCCAUUGCCAUUGGUUUCAUUGUUGGUGCCAAUAUAUUGGCUGCAGGGCCAUUUUCAGGCGGGUCGAUGAACCCGGCUCGCUCCUUUGGCCCUGCAGUUGUUAGUGGCAACUUUCAUGACAUCUGGAUCUACUGGGUUGGACCUCUCAUUGGUGGUGGUUUAGCUGGCCUCAUCUAUGGCAAUGUGUUCAUUCGCUCUCAUGAGCAUGCACCUCUUCCCAGUGAAUUCUGAUUUGAUUGAGGUUAAUGAUUGCCUGUGUAAUUGAUGUUUGUCCAUAAUAAAAGAAGGUAAAGCAACUCUUUUUUGCUUUUCUUUGUAAA